CUUCUCCCCCCACCCCGUUCCGGAGGACGUCCGGCCGCGGACAUGGCGCUGGUGGAGGCGGGUGCUUGCGGGCGGCUCUUGCUCUGGCCCCGUGUCGUCCUCUUCGGAGACUCCAUCACUGAGUUCUCCUUCAGGGAAGAUGGCUGGGGGAUGUAUCUUGCUGAGAGACUGGUCAGAAAAUGUGAUGUUGUGAACCGUGGGCUCUCAGGGUACAACACCAGAUGGGCUAAAUUGAUCCUGCCAAGACUGAUCGCUAAAAGUGCUGGUGCUGAGAGUACUGUUGCAGUUACUAUUUUCUUCGGAGCUAAUGACAGUGCUUUGAAAGAUCUGAACCCAAAGCAACACGUUCCUUUGGAGGAGUACGCUGCGAACUUGAAGAGCAUGAUACAGUACCUCAAGUCAGUGGACAUUACUGAAGACAGGAUUAUUUUGAUAACGCCACCGCCUCUUCAUGAAUCAGCUUGGGAAAAGGAGUGCCUUGCCAAAGGUGAUAAAUUGAAUCGCCACAAUGCAACCACUGGGGAGUAUGCCCAGGCCUGUGUUCAGGUUGCUAGGGACUGUGGAACUGAUGUAGUCGACCUCUGGACACUGAUGCAGAACAAUCAGGAUUUCUCUUCCUACUUGUGUGAUGGUCUUCACUUAUCACCGAAAGGCAACAGCUUUCUAGCAGCACAACUGUGGUCACGCCUGGAAAAAAAACUGUCAGCUCUUCCUUUCCUGCUUCCAUACUGGCGUGAUGUGGACCACACACACCCUGAGGCCACUCUGCUGCCAGAUGCCCUGCAGUGAGGAGCUGAAGCAGCCUUGCUGGACAAAGCCACUCUGCUUGUGAGCAGCCACUGCCAGGAGCACAGACAAUGCAUGCCUGGGCAAGGGGAGGUGGGGGGACCCCCUUACAGUGCUCUGCCUUGUCCCCUUCUCUUGGGCUGUGGAGAAUAAAAGAUGAGAUCACUG
Messenger RNA from Neopsephotus bourkii (Bourke's parrot), 954 nucleotides. RefSeq names its product isoamyl acetate hydrolyzing esterase 1 (putative) (gene IAH1). NCBI's taxonomy places the organism in Eukaryota, Metazoa, Chordata, Aves, Psittaciformes, Psittacidae. The coding region runs from base 43 to 789 and encodes 248 amino acids. The transcript is spliced from 6 exons. Gene Ontology annotation, molecular function: hydrolase activity, acting on ester bonds. The record is from RefSeq and is a predicted model, not a curated record.